AUGCAGCGUUCUGUGCUGGGUGGCCUCCGACCGUUCUCCCCUCUCCGGGCCGAAGAAGCGGCAGUGACACCACAGGAAGGCGAGGCAGCCCCCGUUAAGAAGGAGAAGAAGAAGAAAGAAAAGAAGGAGAAGAAGGCCGCCAAGGCUGAGGCGGAGGACGAAACUCUCACUGCCGGAGGCCAGAAGCUGCACGUGAAGAGGAAGCUGUGCCGGACCCCUCCUAAGAAGAAGGUCUGGACCAUCAUCGGUGAAGGACGUCUCCUGGAGUUCGAGUUCCAGAACGACGAUCUUCUGGACCAUCCUACCUUCGUUACGCCGUACCCCUACGGAGACGAGGACGAGGACGCGGACGAGGUCGCCGAGGCCUUUGCCAACAGAGGCAAGAAGGGGCAACAGGACCGUGGCGACAGCGACGAGUAG
Molecule: messenger RNA, 420 nt
Organism: Acanthamoeba castellanii str. Neff
Lineage: Eukaryota; Discosea; Longamoebia; Acanthamoebidae
Exons: 5
Coding region: 1-420 (139 amino acids)
Source: RefSeq, a predicted model, not a curated record